AGCCGUGCAUUUCACAGGAACACGCAAUCAGGGCAGCGCUCCAAGUCCCAAGUCCCAAGUCUCCAAUCCCAAAUGAGAGGGAUAGGCACGCCUGAGCAACGGAUUCGCCUACGUAGACGUACGCUGAAACCGUACCUGGGUGGACGCGCGAUUUUGCCUUGCUUAGAGGGAAGCACGCAGAAUGGAGCAUGAAGUUCUCGGCAUGCGUCUGAUGCUGUCCUGUCCUGUCCUGUCCUGUCUUACUCACUCAACGACACCGGAAAGCACCAACACUACGCCGCGCCACGCCAAUCGACCCAGGAGCGUAACAUCCCCCUCGAACUCGGGGAGUCAAGUCUCGAACUCCAAGAGCAACAGCAAACGCAAGGUCGAACAUCCCAGACAAACACGACCUGCUUUCAAGUAAACGUUGGUCGACUAUUCCCUUCUCACGGCUUUCCGGUCCGGUUCCCGGUUCCCUGUCUCCCUCCUGCUCCUGUUCACCUUUCCGGUCUCGAGAACGAACGAACAAUCUUUUUCCUCUUUACCUCUUCCUGCUUCCUUUCCCCCUCUCUCUUGCUCUUGCUCUUCCUCUCUUCUCUCGCAAUAGAUGUUUAACGGUUGGAAAUCGUCUGGGCUCGUC
This is a messenger RNA of Dacryopinax primogenitus, 622 nucleotides long. RefSeq lists its product as uncharacterized. The coding region runs from base 182 to 406 and encodes 74 amino acids. The record is from RefSeq and is a predicted model, not a curated record. Lineage: Eukaryota; Fungi; Basidiomycota; Dacrymycetes; Dacrymycetales; Dacrymycetaceae. The transcript has a single exon.